Messenger RNA from Talaromyces atroroseus, 822 nucleotides. RefSeq lists its product as hypothetical. Gene Ontology annotation, biological process: mRNA splicing, via spliceosome. Bases 1 to 822 code for a protein of 273 amino acids. The record is from RefSeq and is a predicted model, not a curated record. Gene Ontology annotation, cellular component: U2-type catalytic step 1 spliceosome. The transcript is spliced from 4 exons. Lineage: Eukaryota; Fungi; Ascomycota; Eurotiomycetes; Eurotiales; Trichocomaceae.
AUGUCUGAGCGUAAAGUGUUAACGAAGUACUACCCACCGGAUUUCGAUCCAUCGGCCAUCAGUCGGGUGAAAAAGGUUCCUGGUGCGAAACAAAAGCUGCUCACUGUCCGCUUGAUGGCACCCUUCUCGAUGCGUUGCACCAGUUGUGGUGAAUACAUCUACAAAGGUCGAAAGUUCAAUGCCCGGAAAGAGACAACGGAAGAAAAAUAUCUAUCUAUCACAAUAUACCGCUUUUAUAUACGCUGCACGAGAUGUUCCGGCGAAAUUACAUUCAAAACCGACCCCAAGAACAUGGACUACGUUUGUGAACGCGGGGCCAAGCGCAAUUUCGAGCCCUGGAGAGAUAAUAAUGCCGACAAUCAAAAUGAAACCGAACAAGAAACCUUAGAUCGCUUGGAGCGCGAGGAAAACGAAGAGCGCGAACAACUUGAACGUGAUAAGAUGGCGGAACUUGAAGAGAAGAUGCUAGACUCGAAACGCGAGAUGGCUGUUGCCGAUGCCCUUGAUGAAAUUCGAACGAGGAACGCACGUAUUGAAAGAGGCGAGGCUCUCGGAGAGGAAAUUGCGUUGUCACAUGUGCAAGAUGAUGCCGAGGAAGCUCGCUUGCAGGCUGAAAGGGAGGAUGAAGAGGCUGCCCGCCGAGCGUUCAUGACUUCAACGGGCGAGAAGGUCAAACGGUUGGUUGAAGACGAGGAGUCGAAUAGCACGACUGGGAAGGCAGAUGAAGCCCCAGCUCCAGCAGUAUCCUUUGCGAAAGUGAAGAAACCGAAAAAGCCCUUUUCUGCGGGGCUGGGCAUCAAGAGGAAACCGGCGCUGAUUUGA